AUGCAGCAACAACAGCAGCAGCAAAGAAACCGUUUAUUACAUUUUCAAAUAUUCGGAGUAAAUGUUUCCGAGUUACAGCAAAUAUUUAUCUGGGUAUUUGCAAUGCUCACUUAUACUCCAUUAUCCCUUUGGUUAGCUUUGGCAUUCUCAGUUGGUGGCUUGAUCACGUGUAUACCAGCAAUGAUUUGCUGGAUUGGGUUGUUAGUGUGUGCAAUUGUUGGUGUCGGAAGCUCACUGUUUCUUGAAAACCUGUCAUCCUCCGAAUUUCCAAACUCUGUUUACAUAAACACUACCGGUUUCAAUCCAACUUAUCCUGAACCACUACCGACCGAAGUUUCUAUCUCUGCAAAAACUCACAAAAGUGUCCCGGAAACUCCAGAAGUUCAUCAUUUGACACAAUUAAAGAAACUCGUUACUAAUGAAUCGAAGAAACCUAGUUCAGGCGAAAUUCCGAAAGGAAGUGCCGCAGCUUUGGCUCAAGCAGAGGCUCGUCAAGAAUUUGAGAAACAAGCUAUCGGUGGUGUUAUCAAAGAUGGGCCAGCGAUAAAAACAAAUCGCCACCAAGAGACUCGAAGAGUAUAUGCAAAAGAAAGCUGA
Messenger RNA from Ambispora gerdemannii, 597 nucleotides. NCBI's taxonomy places the organism in Eukaryota, Fungi, Glomeromycota, Glomeromycetes, Archaeosporales, Ambisporaceae. The record is from the annotation of a GenBank genome assembly.